This is a messenger RNA of Kluyveromyces marxianus DMKU3-1042, 318 nucleotides long. RefSeq names its product Rbl2p (gene RBL2). The coding region runs from base 1 to 318 and encodes 105 amino acids. Gene Ontology annotation, molecular function: beta-tubulin binding. The transcript has a single exon. The record is from RefSeq and is a predicted model, not a curated record. Gene Ontology annotation, biological process: post-chaperonin tubulin folding pathway; tubulin complex assembly. Gene Ontology annotation, cellular component: microtubule cytoskeleton; cytosol. Lineage: Eukaryota; Fungi; Ascomycota; Saccharomycetes; Saccharomycetales; Saccharomycetaceae.
AUGGCACCUACUCAACUUGAAAUCAAAGAAAGAGCACUUAAAAGACUAUGCAAAGAAGAAAAGUUCUACCAGAAAGAACUAGAAGAUCAGAAAGAACACGUAAAAAAGUUAGAAGCUGAUCCAUCCGUUGAUUCAUAUGACUUAAAAAAACAAAUUGAGGUACAACAAGACACUGAGAGGCUACUUCCAGAACUCUAUAAAAAGAUCAGAGAAUUCAGGGAUGAUCUUGAGAAGUUCUUAGAGUCUUACGAGGGAACAGAAGAUUUGGAACCAGCCAAAGCUGCUAUAGCGGAAGCAGAUAUUUUGCUAAGUAAAUGA